Falco peregrinus (peregrine falcon) is the source of this 4184-nucleotide messenger RNA. RefSeq names its product RNA binding motif protein 39 (gene RBM39). Gene Ontology annotation, cellular component: nucleus. Gene Ontology annotation, biological process: mRNA processing. The transcript is spliced from 18 exons. Lineage: Eukaryota; Metazoa; Chordata; Aves; Falconiformes; Falconidae. Gene Ontology annotation, molecular function: RNA binding. The record is from RefSeq and is a predicted model, not a curated record. Bases 1791 to 3284 code for a protein of 497 amino acids.
CGCGGCGGGCGCCAUUUCGGGGAGCAGCCGCUGGUGCCAGAGCCGGGGCCCAGCCCGGGUCCGGGGAUUGCCCGCCACGGUCGCGCCGCUCCUUGCCACCUGCCGCCUCGGAGCUGGCCGAGCGGCGCCGUUCAUCUGGGGAUUAGACGCCUGGAGAGGGCUCCUGAGUCCUCGGGCCCAUCCCCCAACGUCAGCACAGCCAGCGCCGGAACCGGGAGUCGUUUCUGCCGUCGCUGGACCUCGGGCGCCCGAACGAGGACAGCACCCACCCGCAGCGCAGGUGUCCUGAAAAAUGGCUGAUGAUAUUGAUAUUGAAGCAAUGCUUGAAGCUCCUUACAAGAAGACUUGCCUAACGAUAUCUCACCUCUACUCCCAUGAAUUCACCUUUGAUUCCAGUGUGAACUGUCAAUCAUAAGGUAGUAAUUGAGUGACGUAUCGCUGUACCGUGGUCCCCUAGGUUUAAAAACACAAAAACAAAACAAACCAAAACCAACAACAACAAAAACACACAAUCACCGACCAACCAAAACAAAACAAAAAAAAACAAAACAAAAAAACCAAAACAAAACCCCCAGAACAAAAAACCGCAAAAAUCUCUCCUAAAAUUGCCACGUCCAGUUUGGUAUAGCAACAAGGUGAAUGCAGUGGUUUGGGAAAACAGCAGGGUUCCAAGAAUAACUUUUUCACCAGUCCCAUGGCAAGUAAAUACUUGAACAGUCUGCUCGGUGCAAGAAGAGUGAGACUUACUUUUAAUGCAGAAGACUGGUGGCGGUUAAUCUUUUAACAGGGCAGAUGAAAAUCAAUUGCUGAGUGAACGAAUUUACUGAAAUUCUUGGAUCCCUGAAUAGAAUGUUCUUAGCAAGCAAAAGACAGUAUCACAGUCUGCGGUAUCAUUCUAAAAUAAGCUUUUGUAUUCUGUCCUAGUUGUUUAAUUAGGAAAUGUCAAUUCUUAUGCAAAAUUUUUAUCAAUUAGCGUAGCGAUGUCUUAUAUAAGCCAGCAGCAAAUGAAUACUGUCUUUUUUUGUUUUUCACCAAAUGGUGAAGUGUUAACACUAUGCAUGCUUUAGCUCUGGUUUUGCAAGAAAUGUAUAUUAAGUUUAAGUCACUUAGGAAUUGUACUUUUGAUGUAACUGAUGUGAUUAAACUGUAAAGCAAGUAUAUAAAUUAUAUAGCAGCUAUUGUUAGUCUAUUCUGCAGUGUUUAUUACAGCCAUGUCAUGAAUUUUGGAUGAGCAUUUGUAAGUUUUAAGUGGUAUAUUUAGUUUAUGUAAUAUUUAGCAGUUACGUUAAAAUCUUGAAGAGAAAUUUGUAAAUUGUUAUGUUAAAAUUCUUGUGUCCUGGUUUAACAUGGAUAUUUUCCAUGUAAACAGGUAUGGAAAUAGGGAAUGUUUAGGCUGGACUGGUGGAUUAUUGAUGACUUUCUUGGGAGUCGACCUUACUAAAGCAGUGUGAAUCCCUGUUUGCUUCAGGGCGAGAUGUGUGACAGAGGUGACAUCAAGCUCUUACAACCCUUCAGCGAAAAUGAGUGAAGAUCUCGGGAAUGGCAUCGGUCACAAGAAAACCAUAGUGGCUGGCUGCUAGCGUAGCCACUGGGGCUUAGGCAGAGAUAGCCUUGGUACUGAUCAGAGGGGCACACAAACCUGAAACUUCCUCUUACACUUUAUAGAAAUAACAUUUAACCACUUGAGUGCUGAAUUCUACAGGAUAACUUGCUCUCUGAAGCAUGUAAGGAAGUAUCUACAAUUUAAUACACACUUUUAAAAGAUGAUGAGAACAAAUUGAGCAGUGCCAAUGGCCAUGAAGAACGCAGCAAGAAGUAAAAAAAAGAGCAAGAGCCGAAGUCGAAGCCAUGACAGGAAGAGGAGCAGAAGUAAGGAACGCAAACGGAGCCGAGAUCGGGAAAGGAAAAAGAGCAGAAGCCGGGAAAGGAAACGGAGCAGAAGCAAAGAACGCAGACGCAGCCGUUCUAGAAGUAGAGAUCGCAGAUUCAGAGGCCGCUAUAGAAGUCCUUAUUCUGGUCCAAAAUUCAACAGUGCCAUCAGAGGGAAGAUUGGUCUGCCUCACAGCAUCAAAUUAAGCAGACGACGCUCCAGAAGCAAAAGUCCUUUCAGAAAAGACAAGAGCCCUGUUAGAGAACCUAUUGAUAAUCUUACCCCAGAAGAGAGGGAUGCUCGAACAGUAUUCUGCAUGCAGCUGGCUGCAAGAAUUCGGCCUAGAGACCUGGAAGAAUUUUUCUCUACAGUAGGGAAGGUUCGUGAUGUGCGAAUGAUUUCGGAUAGAAAUUCCAGGCGUUCAAAGGGAAUUGCUUAUGUAGAAUUUGUUGAUGUUAGUUCAGUGCCUCUGGCAAUAGGACUAACUGGUCAGAGAGUCUUGGGUGUACCAAUCAUAGUACAAGCAUCACAGGCAGAGAAAAACAGAGCAGCAGCAAUGGCAAAUAACCUGCAGAAGGGCAGUGCUGGUCCUAUGAGGCUGUAUGUGGGAUCGUUACACUUCAACAUAACUGAAGAUAUGCUUCGAGGAAUUUUUGAGCCAUUUGGCAGGAUCGAAAGCAUUCAGCUGAUGAUGGAUAGUGAAACUGGACGCUCAAAAGGAUAUGGAUUUAUUACGUUCUCAGACUCUGAGUGUGCCAAGAAGGCCUUGGAGCAGCUCAAUGGAUUUGAGCUGGCUGGUAGGCCAAUGAAAGUUGGACAUGUAACUGAGCGCACUGAUGCUUCCAGUGCUAGUUCAUUUUUGGACAGUGAUGAGUUGGAACGGACUGGAAUUGACUUGGGAACAACUGGUCGCCUUCAGUUGAUGGCAAGACUUGCAGAAGGUACUGGUUUGCAGAUUCCCCCAGCUGCACAGCAGGCUCUGCAGAUGAGUGGAUCUUUGGCAUUUGGAGCUGUGGCAGAUUUGCAAACGAGACUAUCUCAGCAGAAUGAAGUUCUGGCUGCAGCUGCUUCCGUACAACCACUUGCAACACAGUGCUUUCAGCUUUCCAACAUGUUUAAUCCUCAAACUGAAGAAGAAGCUGGCUGGGAUACAGAAAUUAAAGAUGAUGUGAUUGAGGAGUGUAACAAACAUGGAGGAGUUAUCCACAUCUAUGUAGACAAAAACUCAGCUCAGGGCAACGUGUAUGUCAAAUGUCCUUCAAUUGCUGCUGCCAUUGCAGCUGUAAAUGCGUUGCAUGGGAGGUGGUUUGCAGGUAAAAUGAUUACAGCAGCGUAUGUACCUCUUCCAACAUACCACAGCCUUUUCCCAGAUUCUAUGACUGCAACCCAACUACUGGUUCCUGUUCGACGAUGAAGAUGGAUUUAGUCAGUUUUGUACAUAGUUAUUUUUUGGAGGAAGAUUGAGUUAUCUUUUAUUUAGAUAAAACUAAAGGAAAGGAUUUAAUGUCAUUUUGUGUACACUUCCUGCUACCUUUAAAAAUAAAAUGAAGUAAGCAGAAAUGCAGUGUGUUCAUUCUCCCUAACUAGCAUUUCCACUGUAUACAAAGCUGUUGACUUCUUGUUCUGCCUUGUAAUUCUUGUACAUUGACUAAGGUGAUCUGUAGGAACUGAGAAGUAGCUAAUAGAAAACAAGUUCUCUGUAAAAGGCAGAUGGGACAUGAUGACAUUUUUAAUGUUUCACAAGCCUUUCUUUUAAUGCAGCAAUUACAUUUUACAUUUCACUAAAUGUAGGUGAUCUGCUAAAGGUUAAUAUCAGAGACAGACUUUAUGAAGGGACAUACUUAGUGUUUUGUAUAAAUAGAAGAUUCAAAAGGCUACUGAAAGCUGACUCUAGGCAGCCACUCAGCUUGCUCUGUGCUGAAUAAUUGGUAAGAAUAGAAGGAUUGAAGGGUUUUAUUUCUUGAUGGUAACUUUUGAUUAAUGUAUCUGUAAAAGUUUCUUUGUAAAUACUGUGUGAGGUGUGUCUAAGUUUCCAAACAAAACAAUCUCUGCAUUUCCAGUAAGUUUCUAUGUAUGUGGUGUGGCACAGUUGAAGGAUUUCAGUAGAGUCUGAAAAUUGGUAGGAAAUACAGAAACAUGUUUUGUUCUGGUUGCAUAUAAUCUUUGCUCUUUUUAAGCUCUGUGAGCUCUGAAAUAUAUUUUUGGGUUACUUCAGUGUGUUUGACAAGACAGCUUGAUAUUUCUAUCAAACAAAGACUUUCAUAUUGCAACAAUCUUUGUAAGAACCACUCAAAUAAAAUUCUCUUAAAAAGGC